Coregonus clupeaformis (lake whitefish) is the source of this 1002-nucleotide messenger RNA. RefSeq names its product extensin-1-like. The transcript has a single exon. Bases 1 to 1002 code for a protein of 333 amino acids. The record is from RefSeq and is a predicted model, not a curated record. NCBI's taxonomy places the organism in Eukaryota, Metazoa, Chordata, Actinopteri, Salmoniformes, Salmonidae.
AUGUCACGCUCGUCACUCAUUGUCAUGACAACCAGACUGGUCGCCAGCCCCGUCACCAGACUGGUCGCCAGCCCCGUCACCAGACUGGUCGCCAGCCCCGUCACCAGACUGGUCGCCAGCCCCGUCACCAGACUGGUCCCCAGCCCCGUCACCAGACUGGUCCCCAGCCCCGUCACCAGACUGGUCCCCAGCCCCGUCACCAGACUGGUCCCCAGCCCCGUCACCAGACUGGUCCCCAGCCCCGUCACCAGACUGGUCCCCAGCCCCGUCACCAGACUGGUCCCCAGCCCCGUCACCAGACUGGUAGCCAGCCCCGUCACCAGACUGGUAGCCAGCCCCGUCACCAGACUGGUAGCCAGCCCCGUCACCAGACUGGUAGCCAGCCCCGUCACCAGACUGGUAGCCAGCCCCGUCACCAGACUGGUAGCCAGCCCCGUCACCAGACUGGUCCCCAGCCCCGUCACCAGACUGGUCCCCAGCCCCGUCACCAGACUGGUCCCCAGCCCCGUCACCAGACUGGUCCCCAGCCCCGUCACCAGACUGGUCCCCAGCCCCGUCACCAGACUGGUCCCCAGCCCCGUCACCAGACUGGUAGCCAGCCCCGUCACCAGACUGGUAGCCAGCCCCGUCACCAGACUGGUCCCCAGCCCCGUCACCAGACUGGUAGCCAGCCCCGUCACCAGACUGGUCCCCAGCCCCGUCACCAGACUGGUCCCCAGCCCCGUCACCAGACUGGUCCCCAGCCCCGUCACCAGACUGGUCCCCAGCCCCGUCACCAGACUGGUAGCCAGCCCCGUCACCAGACUGGUCCCCAGCCCCGUCACCAGACUGGUCCCCAGCCCCGUCACCAGACUGGUAGCCAGCCCCGUCACCAGACUGGUCCCCAGCCCCGUCACCAGACUGGUCCCCAGCCCCGUCACCAGACUGGUCCCCAGCCCCGUCACCAGACUGGUCCCCAGCCCCGUCACCAGACUGGUCCCCAGCCCGUCUGUAAGCUUCUAG